Enhydra lutris kenyoni (northern sea otter) is the source of this 3567-nucleotide messenger RNA. RefSeq names its product Rho guanine nucleotide exchange factor 26. Gene Ontology annotation, biological process: activation of GTPase activity. NCBI's taxonomy places the organism in Eukaryota, Metazoa, Chordata, Mammalia, Carnivora, Mustelidae. The record is from RefSeq and is a predicted model, not a curated record. Gene Ontology annotation, molecular function: guanyl-nucleotide exchange factor activity; protein binding. The coding region runs from base 188 to 2785 and encodes 865 amino acids. The transcript is spliced from 15 exons.
GGAGGGGAGCGUCGUGCGGCGGCAAGUUUCUCCAAAAAGCUGAACUCGUCGCAAAGUUUCCUGUGCAUCAGCUUGCACCCUGCGUACUGGUGGCGGGCUUUUUCCGUGCGGGUGGUCUUUGGGCGCUGGAGGGACGCGGAGGCAACUGGGUGCUGUUCCUUCCCGGGCUGACCUCGGAGUCUCCGCUAUGGACAGCGAGAGUGAAGUGGAUUUUUCUAGCAACAGCUUAACCCCUUUGUGGCGGAGGCGGUCAACUCCUCAGCCUCAGUUGCUGGGCCGGAGCAAGCCGAGGCCCCAAUCCUACCAGAGCCCCAGCGGGUUGCUGAUCACGGAUUUCCCCGUGGAGGACCGAGGGACGCUCCCCGCCAUGCAGGCUCCCACCCAGGUACCCACCGCUUCGGAGGGCAGGACGGUCCAGGGGAACCCGCUGCUUCUGUGUGCCCAUACGAAGGUGGUGAUCUCCCCGGAAUAUAGAUCUGUCUCUCCUCGGCUGCGACGGCCCAAGUCUCCCCGGGCUCCCAAAGCAGUGUCAGGGGUCCCCUCGAAAUCCCCAGCGAAUGGCACUGUGACCUCGCCCCUACCGCAGCCUGUGCGCCCCCAGCGGACUACCAAGUCGCCCCCCUGCUGCAGCUGGGAGGUAGACCUGACCGCAUCGACUACGAGCCCCCUGCCUUCGCCCGCUGCAAAUGGGCUUUUCCCUAAAAUCGACACCCCAGGCUCUGGUUCGCGAUCUGGCCAGGCAACUAAGGACCCUGAGCCAGAACCCACGAAACUCUCUCCUGCGCCCCAGAAAAGUUCUUUGGAACACAAACUCCCCCUCCAAAGGCUGCCCUCACAGGAGAACGAGCUUCCAGAGAAUCCUUCAGUGGUUUUGAGCACAAACAGCCCCGCCGCCCUCAAAGUGGGGAAGCAGCAAAUCAUUCCGAAGAGCCUGGCCUCGGAAAUUAAAGUAAGUAAGUCCAACAGUCAGAAUGUGGAGCCCCACAGGAGACUCCUCAAGGUGCGCAGCAUGGUGGAGGGCCUCGGAGCGUCUCUGGGCCCCUCAGAGGAUGAGGGAGACGUGGAGAACGACGUGGACAGCCCAGGGUCUCUGCGGCGAGGCUUGCGAUCCACAUCCUAUCGCAGGGCGGUGGUCAGUGGCUUUGAUUUUGAUAGUCCUACCACUUCAAAGAAGAAGAACAGAAUGUCCCAGCCUGUUCUGAAAGCGGUGAUGGAAGACAAGGAGAAGUUCUCCAGUCUGGGAAGGAUAAAGAAAAAAAUGCUGAAAGGACAAGGAACAUUUGAUGGGGAAGAAAAUGCUGUCCUGUAUCAGAACUACAAAGAAAAGGCUCUUGACAUUGACUCCGAUGAAGAGUUGGAGCCCAAAGAACAGAAGUCAGAUGAAAAGAUUGUGAUUCACCACAAGCCGCUGAGGUCCACGUGGAGCCAGCUGUCUGCGGUGAAAAGAAAUGGAUUAUCACAGACAGUUAGCCAAGAGGAAAGAAAGAGGCAGGAGGCUAUCUUUGAAGUCAUAUCCUCUGAACAUUCCUAUUUACUCAGCUUGGAGAUUUUGAUACGAAUGUUUAAAAAUUCUAAAGAACUGAGUGAUACAAUGACCAAAACAGAGAGUCACCAUCUUUUCUCCAACAUUACAGAUGUCUGUGAGGCAAGCAAAAAAUUCUUUACAGAGUUGGAAGCAAGACAUCAGAGUAAUAUCUUCAUAGAUGACAUAAGUGACAUUGUGGAAAAGCACACAGCCUCCACAUUUGACCCAUAUGUGAAAUACUGCACAAAUGAAGUCUACCAACAACGCACACUACAGAAAUUGUUAGCCACUAACCCAUCUUUUAAGGAAGUACUGUCACGAAUUGAGUCCCACGAAGACUGCAGGAACUUACCCAUGAUCUCCUUCCUCAUUCUCCCCAUGCAGAGGGUGACUCGCCUGCCCCUGCUGAUGGACACUAUCUGUCAGAAAACACCGAAGGACUCUCCAAAGUAUGAGGUCUGCAAAAGAGCCCUAAAGGAAGUGAGCAAGUUGGUUCGACUGUGCAAUGAAGGAGCUCGGAAGAUGGAAAGGACUGAAAUGAUGUACACAAUUAACUCCCAGUUGGAAUUUAAAAUUAAGCCUUUUCCUUUAGUCUCCUCUUCCCGGUGGUUGGUCAAAAGAGGUGAGUUGACAGCCUACGUAGAAGACACCGUGCUUUUCUCAAGAAGGACAUCUAAACAGCAAGUCUACUUCUUUCUCUUUAAUGACGUGCUCAUUAUCACCAAGAAGAAAAGUGAAGAAAGUUACAACGUCAAUGAUUAUUCCUUAAGAGAUCAGCUACUGGUGGAAUCUUGUGACAAUGAAGAGCUGAAUUCCUCUCCUGGGAAGAACAGUUCCACAAUGCUUUAUUCAAGACAGAGCUCUGCCAACCACCUCUUCACUCUGACCAUCCUUAGUAACCAUGCGAGUGAGAAAGUGGAGAUGCUGCUCGGGGCUGAGACGCAGAGUGAGCGAGCCCGCUGGAUAACCGCCCUGGGACACAGCAGCGGGAAGCAGCCUCUGGACCGAACCUCACUGACCCAGGUGGAAAUCAUUAGAUCGUUCACUGCCAAGCAGCCAGAUGAACUCUCCCUGCAGGUGGCAGAUGUGGCUCUCAUCUAUCAGCGGGUCAGCGACGGCUGGUAUGAGGGGGAACGGCUGCGAGAUGGAGAGAGGGGCUGGUUUCCUAUGGAAUGUGCCAAGGAGAUAACCUGCCAGGCUACAAUUGACAAGAACGUGGAGAGAAUGGGACGCUUGCUAGGACUGGAAACCAACGUGUAGCCUCCUCGACGGCCUUCCACGAGCGUGAGAUUUGCACUACAUCCCGGCCGGCUGGUUGGUUCUGGGCCGGCUUUGUUGUUCAUUUUAACGCAGCCUGUUUCAUUAGAAGAAUGGAAACACUUGCCUUUACGCUUGCCAGGUGGUUCUGCUCUCUCGGGAGAACAGCUACCAGAUACAGUGAGUUUGCAAGUCUCAGUGUGAGCACGCUGUCCACGUGCAGCCUUCUCGAGGCCCGCAGAUAGAGGGGAGUCUGCUGCGGGGGCCAGGAGGCUGAAGCUCCAGCCGGGCUCACCCUUUUCUGGCCUGGAAAAUGGAUAUUGGAGGCUGUGCCCUGGUUUUCUUUUUCCUCUUUCACCAAGAAUGUUACUGUCCCUCCUUUUAACCUCUCCUUUGUAUGGUUCUCCCGGUCUUAGCAAGGGUCUGUGUGUUUAAGGAAUGCCCAGUUUUGUAAAUAUUUUUUUCUGCCUCUUUUAUUUUAGAUCUGAUUCUAAUGCUAAGAGCAUUUCACAAGGAACUUGUAGAGCUCAAAAGGUGAGCUGUUGAGUUUUUCUAAACCUCUUCCCGGGAAAAGGGAAACUGACACUUGAAUUUUUGCCACCUCUUUCCUCAUUGGGAGAGAAGCUUACUUUAGAGAUUUUCUUUUUAAAUCGAUCUUACCCAGUAUUGGUCUCCGAUAAGUAGAGCCUAAUGAAACCCUACUCAGGCUACUCAAAUAAGAAUUUAGAUGGUUCGCAUGAGUGAAAAAAUGCUGAAUAUAGGAGAGGGUCCUACUUUUUUUUUUU